AUGAACCCUUUAAACCCUUUACUACAGAUUGAAGUGGAACCUACAUCAGACAACGAUGAGGUGGAGGAUUCAGAAGAUGAAUUUGAGGAGAUGAACCUGUCUCUGCUGUCGGCCCGUAACUUCCCCCGCAAGGCCAGCCAGACAUCCAUCUACCUCCAGGAGUGGGACAUCCCCUUCAAACAGCUGGAGAUCGGAGAACUCAUCGGGAAAGGUCGCUUCGGGCUAGUGUUCCACGGGCGCUGGCAUGGUGAGGUGGCCAUCCGCCUCAUCGACAUCGAGCGGGACAACGAGGACCAGCUGAAGGCCUUCAAGCGGGAGGUGAUGGCCUACCGUAACACCCGACAUGAGAACGUAGUCCUCUUCAUGGGUGUCUGCAUGAGCCCUCCACACCUGGCCAUCAUCACCAGCUUGUGUAAGGGAAGGACCCUGUAUUCGGUGGUGAGGGAUGCCAAAGUCAUCCUGGAUGUCAACAAGACCAGACAGAUCGCCCAGGAGAUGGUUAAGGGAAUGGGCUAUCUUCACGCCAAGGGGAUCCUACACAAGGACAUGAAGUCCAAGAAUGUUUUCUAUGACAACGGCAAAGUGGUCAUCACCGACUUCGGACUCUUCACCAUAUCUGGGGUUCUGCAAGCCGGCAGCCGUAGAGAGGACAAGCUGAGGAUCCCCAGUGGAUGGUUGUGUCACCUGGCCCCUGAAAUAGUCUCUCAGCUCUCCCCGGAAACAGAGGAGGACAAGCUGCCUUUCUCCAAACAGUCAGACGUCUUUGCUUUCGGCACUAUCUGGUACGAGUUGCAUGCACGUGAGUGGCCUUAUAAGAACCAGCCAGCAGAAGUUAUCAUCUGGCAGGUGGGCAGCGGACUGAAACCCAAUCUCACACAGAUCGGUAUGGGCAAAGAGAUAUCGGACAUCCUGCUCUUCUGCUGGGCGUUCGAGCAAGAAGAGAGGCCCAGUUUCUCCAAGCUGGUGGAUCUGCUGGAAAAGUUGCCAAAACGGAACCGCCGCCUUUCCCACCCAGGGCACUUCUGGAAGUCAGCUGAGUGCAGUUGACCGUGACCCUCUGAGCCUAGACUUCUCAACGUCCUCUGAACUCAUAUUUUGGGUUUAUUGUUUAAUCACAUGGAAGAUGUGUUUUAUUUCAUUACUCAAAUGACCUGUUCAGUUUGUUGGUUGGUUUCAUUAUUCUGGAAUGUAUUUUUCUCAAUGUCACUUGUUUUAAUGAGAGGUUUUUUGUGUGUCAUGUCUCACUUCAUUGUGUACGGAAAAUGCAUCAGAAUGAACUAGUUUUUAGAAUGAAUGUAAUUAUGUAAUGAAUUGUGAAAUGUACAUUUUUAAGUAAUUGUUUUGCCAUUUCCUGUCUGUCAACUGUGUUUGUCAUUUGUCAGUGUACCUCAUGGUCUCUUGUGUUUGUGUUCUCCACAUGUUAGUCUCAAAGCUUCAUUUUAAAGUCAUUAUUCACUAUUGAAUGUGAAGAAUCCACUGGUAGGAAACUGCUUUGAUUAUUGCCUGUGAACACUGUUGAGGAUGCGUAAAAAAAAAAAUGGCAUCCUAUUCCCUACACGGACCUGUCAAAAACGUCAAAGGUAGUGCACUAGAUGGGAAAUAGGGUGCGAGAUGUUUGAACAACAGCCUUUUUUCUCAGCUCUGGGUCAUUCAGUAGAAGACCUAGACUGACUGACUAGAAAUCUCUCACACUAAUGUGAAAACGCUGACACUUCAAAUGUAUCUCAUUACUUAGUAGAAAUGUGCUUCAACACCUUGGACAAAUGCUGUCACUGAGAAGUAGGUGUAUAGUGGUUACUUUGGUGUUUUAACGCAGAAAAGGAAAAGACAAAACAAAAAAGAGAUGUAUAGCCAGCUAGCUAAGGUCACUACCUACGUACAUUAAUAAUGAUGACACAAUCCAUUCACUUCAGGAAUUUGUCAGCCCUAUAAUUGAUAAAGCACUUUCUGUUCAGAUACCAUAACAGACACCAUCUAGUAACACGACUCUGUCCAUGACCUGGCCUUUUCUAUCAUAUAUUUCACAGCGAUAUUUGAAAUCUAAGCAAGCUAGAGUGCAGUCAGAUUGUGUCUCAGUAAGAACUGUAAAGCUACUGCCAUGGGCUCUGUACAGCCAUGGCUUAGAUGCAGACAAUCCAAUCCUGUAUAAAGCCCUUUCUACAACACUAUAUUAUACAGUAAAAUAUGUUGGAAAUGCAUACAAACAAAUUGCUGCUGUUUUUUUGGAGUACAUCUGUCUAUUUUGGAAUUACUGGAAAUCAGAUAUUGUACGUGGGUCAUUUAUAUUUGUACUGUUUACAACUUUUAAGUGCAUGAAAUGGACUACAAAGGAUCUAUUCUCGUUAUUACGAUACAAAGUUGACUCUUUCAGCUCUGCAGUAAGUAUAUGAUCCCUGGGGUAUUUUCUGAUGGAACUGUUGUCAGCGUAGGAUCACCAACCAAUACGACAGUUAGUGAGACGAUAUAGCCUGCUUUGUAAAAAAAGGAAAUGUUCAAAAGCGAUGUUUAAGAGAAUGAUUGUAAUAUUAUAUUUGCACAGUAUAAUCGUGAAGAGAAAUAACUAAUUGUGCUGGAAAAAAAACAAAUCAACAGAAAAACCAAUCAACAUUUAGUGAAAAAUGUACAGUGGCUAGUGAAAGUAUUCACCCCCUUGGCAUUAUCCCUAUUUUGUUGCCUUAUAACCUGGAAUUCAAAUGGAUUUCUGAGGGGUUUGUAUCAUUUGAUUUACACAACUACCACUUUGAAGAUGCAAAAUAUUUUGUCUUGUGAAACAAACAAGAACUUAGACAAAAAAAAAAUCUGAAAACUUGUGCAUAACUAUUCACCCCCCCAAAGUCAAUACUUUUUAGAGCCACCUUUUGCAGAAAUUACAGCUGCAAGUCUCUUGGGGUAUGUCUCUAUAAGCUUGGCACAUCUAGCCACUGGGAUUUUUGUUCAUUCUUCAAGGCAAACCUGCUCCAGCUCCUUCAAGUUGGAUGGGUUCCAUUGGUGUACAGCAAUCUUUAAGUUAUAGCACAGAUUCUCAAUUGGAUUGAGGUCUGGGAAUGGCCUAGUCAAAGCCAAUACAUUUAAAUGUUUCCCCUUAAACCACUCGAGUGUUGCUUUAGCAGUAUGCUUAGGGUCAUUGUCCUGAUGGAAGGUGAACCUCCGUCCCAGUCUCAAAUCUCUGGAAGACUGAAACAGGUUUUCCUCAAGAAUUUCCCUGUAUUUAGCACAAUCCAUAAUUUAUUCUAUUCUGACCGGUUUCCCUGUCCCUGCCGAUGAAAAACCUCUCCACAGCAUGAUGCUGCCACCGCCAUGCUUCACUGUGGGGAUGGUGUUCUCGGGGUGAUGUGAGGUUUUGGGUUUGCACCAGACAUCGCGUUUUCCUUGAUGGCCAAAAAGCUCAAUUUUAGUCUCAUCUGACCAGAGUACCUUCUUCCAUAUGUUUGGGGAGUCUCCCACAUGCCUUUUGGCAAACACAAAACGUGUUUGCUUAUUUUUUUCAUGAAGUAUUGGCUUUUUUCUGGCCACUCUUUCGUAAAGCCCAGCUCUGUGGAGUGUACGGCUUAAAGUGAUCCUAUGGACAGAUACUCCAAUCUCCGCUGUGGAGCUUUGCAGCUCCUUCAGGUUUAUCUUUGGUCUCUUUGUUGCCUCUGAUUAAUGCCCUCCUUGCCUGGUCUGUGAGUUUUGUUGGGCGGCCCUCUCUUGGAAGGUUUGUUGUGGUGCCAUAUUCUUUCCAAUUUUUAAUAAUGGAUUUAAUGGUGCUCCGUGGUAUGUUCAAAGUCUCGGAUAUUUUUUUUACAACUCAACCCUGAUGUAUAGUUCUCCACAACUUUGUCCCUGACCUGUUUGGAGAGCUCAUUGGUCUUCAUGGUGCCACUUGCUUGUUGGUGCCCCUUGCUUAGUGGUGUUGCAGUUUAGAUUUUUUAUUUAUUUUUUGAAAUAAGUCAUUUUUAAAAUUUCACUCCACCGAUUUGGACUAAUUUGUGUAUGUCCAUUACAUGAAAUAAAAAUUAAAAUCCAUUUAAAUUACAGGUUGUAAUGCAACAAAAUUGUAAAACACCUAGGGGGAUGAAUACUUUUGCAAGGCACUGUAGACCUCGUUUUAUCGUCAGUUGCCGUAAAUCAAUAUUCCAUGUGAACUCACUACAGCAGUUUUGGUGUACAGGAUUUAUUACUUUAUGAAUGUAUGUAUUGUGUUGUGGUUUUGUGGUAUAUUUUUGUUCAUUCAGAUUUAUUUUUCUCCAUAUACCUUCCUAUAUUACGUAAGCGUUGAUGUUUAUUUUCUGAUUCAAGCCUUGUAUUGUAGAGUAUAGCUCCAAAAGCUUGUAUUUAUCAAUGCCUUGUGGUCCAUGGCUCAGUGACUGGUAGAUUCAUCAGAAGCUCUUUAUUUGCACUCAUCUUCUACGAAAAAGUAUGCCAAUAAAAAUGUUUUCAUUUUGAA
Molecule: messenger RNA, 4426 nt
Organism: Oncorhynchus nerka (sockeye salmon)
Lineage: Eukaryota; Metazoa; Chordata; Actinopteri; Salmoniformes; Salmonidae
Product: kinase suppressor of Ras 2-like
Exons: 9
Coding region: 1-1047 (348 amino acids)
Biological process (GO): calcium-mediated signaling; protein phosphorylation; Ras protein signal transduction
Cellular component (GO): cytoplasm
Molecular function (GO): ATP binding; protein kinase activity
Source: RefSeq, a predicted model, not a curated record